Cooperia oncophora is the source of this 408-nucleotide messenger RNA. The record is from the annotation of a GenBank genome assembly. Lineage: Eukaryota; Metazoa; Nematoda; Chromadorea; Rhabditida; Trichostrongylidae.
AUGUUGAACGCGCCCCAACGACGAGACACUGAAGUGGAUUCGAUUUUGAAAUGUCUGCAAUGUGGUCGAACAUUCCAAACGAUGGAAAUGCUGGUCAGGCACAUGCAAGACACUCAACACUUCAAUAAUCUUCCAAAAACCUACAGCUCUUUGAUCCAGAUGGACCGUCAAAAAGUGCUGAAUCUCAAACUCCAGAUGAAAUCCGAUGGGAUUCCCACAAACAUCGACAAACAUCUGAAGGAAGUCCACGAUGUGAAAACGAGUUCCGACUGGCUGAAGAAUAUCCGGAUCGUCAGAGAUGGAGAGAGUCCGGUUUCGCCACUGCCAGCCUCAACGCAUGCGCCGGCCAAUCCGGGCCGCCAUCUCAACAAACUGAUGUCACUAAUUAAUACGGUUGAUAAGAAGUGA